GUCGUCUCCUCUCAUCCCCUUCGUCUCUUUCACUUCACUGGGAAAGCUCUCCAAAAAUCCCCAAAUUCUCAAUCUCGUCUCAAAAAAGAUCGAUCAAUGGGAUUCUCUAAAGAGCUCCAGUUCUUUUCGGAGCUCGGGCUCGGCCCUCGAAAUCCAGGCUGCUACGUCAACGGCAAGUGGCGCGGCAGCGGCCCCGUCGUCGCCUCCACCAAUCCCGCCAACAAUAAGGUGAUCGCUGAAGUGGUGGAGGCAUCGAAGGGAGACUAUGAGGAUGGUUUGAAGGCAUGUGUGGAUGCUUCGAAGUUGUGGAUGCAGGUUCCAGCUCCAAAGAGGGGAGAGAUCGUUAGACAGAUUGGGGAAGCAUUGCGGGCCAAGCUCCAGCAUCUUGGCAGGCUUGUGUCACUUGAGAUGGGGAAAAUACUUCCCGAGGGAAUUGGUGAAGUUCAAGAAAUAAUAGACAUGUGUGACUAUGCUGUUGGAUUAAGUCGGCAGUUAAAUGGAUCAAUAAUACCAUCAGAACGUCCAAAUCAUAUGAUGUUGGAGGUGUGGAAUCCACUUGGGGUAGUAGGUGUAAUCACAGCUUUCAACUUCCCGUGUGCUGUGCUUGGAUGGAAUGCUUGCAAUGCACUAGUAUGCGGAAACUGUGUUGUAUGGAAGGGUGCACCAACAACCCCAUUAAUCACAAUUGCUAUCACUGAACUAGUUGCUGGGGUUUUAGAGAAAAACAAUUUACCAGGUGCAAUAUUCACAUCAUUUUGCGGAGGUGCUGAAAUUGGCCAGGCAAUAGCUCAAGACGCACGGAUACAGCUGGUCUCGUUUACCGGGAGUUCCAAGGUGGGUCUUAUGGUUCAACAGACAGUUAAUGAGAGAUUUGGCAAAUGUUUACUUGAACUAAGCGGAAAUAAUGCUAUCAUCGUCAUGGAUGAUGCCGACAUCCAGCUUGCUGUCCGCUCUGUUUUGUUUGCUGCUGUUGGUACAGCUGGACAACGAUGCACAACAUGUAGAAGACUGCUUCUCCAUGAAAGUAUAUAUCAAGAUUUCCUCGAUCAACUUAUUGUAGUCUAUAAGCAAGUGAAAAUAGGGGAUCCACUAGAGCAAGGUACCUUAUUAGGACCAUUGCAUACUCCUGCUUCCAAGGUCAAUUUUGAGAAGGGAAUUGAAGUUAUUAAGUCUCAGGGUGGAAAGAUACUCAUUGGAGGAUCUUCUGUAGAAUCUGAGGGAAACUUCGUGCAACCCACUAUUGUCGAGGUUAAUCCAGAUACACCUGUUGUUAAGGAGGAGUUGUUUGGACCUGUCCUUUACGUAAUGAAAUUUCAGACAUUGAAAGAAGCUGUUGACAUAAAUAAUUCCGUGCCACAAGGUUUAAGCAGCUCCAUAUUCACAAGCAGGCCAGAAGCCAUAUUCAAGUGGAUUGGGCCACACGGUAGUGACUGCGGUAUUGUGAAUGUAAAUAUACCUACCAAUGGUGCUGAAAUUGGUGGUGCCUUUGGUGGUGAAAAAGCCACUGGUGGUGGCAGAGAAGCAGGAAGUGACUCUUGGAAACAAUACAUGCGACGUUCUACAUGUACAAUCAACUAUGGCAGUGAACUCCCUCUGGCACAAGGAAUAAACUUUGGUUAGAUUCUACAGAGCUCAGGUCUUGUUUCUCUGAAUCCUGGAUACGUAAGGUUUCAUGUAGCUCAUCCUGGAGAUGACAGAAUAAGAUGAAGGAAUAUAAACUCAGGUUUAGCCGACUGCUCACUGACUUUCCAUUGAGGCUCUUGAUAUUGUUAUAUACUACAUAGACUUCCUGUAUGUUUAUUACAGCCUUGUGAGAUAGGAAAGAACAGUGCUUUCUCUUACUCUAA
Messenger RNA from Asparagus officinalis (garden asparagus), 1847 nucleotides. Its product is annotated as aldehyde dehydrogenase family 7 member A1. The record is from RefSeq and is a predicted model, not a curated record. The transcript has 15 exons. Lineage: Eukaryota; Viridiplantae; Streptophyta; Magnoliopsida; Asparagales; Asparagaceae. Gene Ontology annotation, molecular function: aldehyde dehydrogenase (NAD+) activity. Bases 97 to 1620 code for a protein of 507 amino acids.